Molecule: messenger RNA, 389 nt
Organism: Oppia nitens
Lineage: Eukaryota; Metazoa; Arthropoda; Arachnida; Sarcoptiformes; Oppiidae
Exons: 3
Coding region: 69-389 (106 amino acids)
Source: RefSeq, a predicted model, not a curated record
CCAAAAAUUUGGACUAUUUAACUAUCGAGUCAUUUAAAUUGAUUAGAAAUAAAAAAAAUUCAUUCGAUAUGAUUAUCGAUCUGGGCUUCGGUGACGGCAGAGUUACCCGAUUGUUGUCCCAAAACGUACCGCACAAACAACUGGUGGCCAUCGAUGUCGUACCCGAAAUGCUGGAACACGCUGUGGCCAACAAUACGGACGAUCCGACCAUUGAGUAUGUCCUGCAAGACCUGACUGUUUCGUGGCCUGAGUUGAGUCCACGGAUCAGACAAUUGGAGUCCAAAGUAGAUCUACUGUUCAGUAACUUUAUGUUACACUAUAUCACAGAUAAGUAUCAACUGAUGGCAAUAAUUGGACAGUUGUUGACCAGCGGUGGACUUAAUCAAUAA